Rhipicephalus microplus (southern cattle tick) is the source of this 1570-nucleotide messenger RNA. RefSeq names its product GTPase Era, mitochondrial. Gene Ontology annotation, molecular function: GTP binding; ribosomal small subunit binding; rRNA binding. Gene Ontology annotation, cellular component: mitochondrial matrix. Gene Ontology annotation, biological process: ribosomal small subunit assembly. Lineage: Eukaryota; Metazoa; Arthropoda; Arachnida; Ixodida; Ixodidae. The record is from RefSeq and is a predicted model, not a curated record.
UCGUACAAUUGUAUGAAACUCUUUUUGUGUAUGUAUGUGCGUGUGUGUGUAUGUGAUGUCGCAUUUUUGACCGCCAGGGAUUGUCGCAUGUUCCACCACCACGCUUCGCGCCGUGCGCCGAAAUGUGCGCUCAGAGACAGUGAAAUAAUUAUAAUCGGUGAUGAGACAGAGCGUUCAAUUGAAAGAUUCAGGGCGAUAAAUUGCUCGUGAACAUACCACUAAUGUUUUCAAGGCGUCAAGUCGUGACGCUUACCGCUGUCACGAGGAGCAUUUUGCAGUCGUCUCGUAGCCGGCAAUCAACUUGUGCAAGUGACUUUCCCAGACCAACACAUAGAUCUGUUCCAAGAACGCUUUUAGAAUACAGUCGUUUACAGUCUGCUGUGCCUGCUCAGCCAAGUAACCCAAAACUACUGCGUGUGGCCAUCAUAGGACAGCCAAAUGUGGGUAAAUCAACGUUGGUCAACCAACUGAUGCGUUGGAAGGUCUGCGCUGUAUCGAGCAAAGUUCACACGACUAGACACAAUGCCAAAGCCAUUUUUGUGAAUGGUGAGACUCAGAUCGUCAUUUUGGACACUCCUGGUAUCGUCGACCUCGAUCACGGCAGAAAGCAUCACUUGGAAGCAACCAUGAUUGUCGACCCUGAGCACGCGCUUCUCAACGCCGAUCUUGUCGCAGUGAUGGUGGACGCAUCAGAUCACUGGCGGCGGCACACGCUCGACGAGGAGACACUGAGGUUACUAGAGUACAACGCACAGUUAACUUCAGUUUUGAUUGUUAACAAAGUAGACCUGUUGAGGUCGAAAAGGCAGAUUUUGGAGUUCACGCAUUCAUUGACUGGUGGGGUGGUUGGAGGUGUAACCGCCUACAGAGAGAAAAUUGUGAAGAAAAGAUUGAGUCCCGAGGAACUUUUUGCCAGAGCGGGAGAAACAUCGAAAACAGAAACAGCGAACCUACAGGCGGAGGCUUUAGAUAGAAUGGGAGUGCAAAACCAGCUAGGCCAAAGUAAGCACAAGAACUGCUGGCGCAAUUUUUCCCGUGUCUUUAUGAUAUCUGCACUGAAUGAUGACGGCGUGAGUGAUAUCAGAAACUUCUUUCUUCAAUCAGCAAAACCCUCUGAAUGGAUGUAUCCAUUUGAGUUGGUUACUGACCAAAAUCCCCAUGAGCUGGCGACCCUAAUUGUGCGAGAAAAGGUCCUCAACCAUUUGCCUCGAGAUGUUCCCUACAAUCUGUCUGUGAGAGUAGCAGGGUGGGAUCUAGACUCAGCCGGAGUUCUUCAUAUUGUUCUGGAGAUUAUAGGAAAAAGUACACGUCAUGUCAAGCACAUCCUAGGUGACGGUGGGAAAACAAUAAAGGCAGUUGCUGCCGAGUCAAGACAAGAUCUUGCAGCAACCUUCAGGUCGGAUGUCUCUCUCAAGCUGGUCGUAAAAACUGAUACUUCUGCAAAAACUGGUGCAUAAGUGCAGCUUGUGGUCUGAGUAAUGCAGCACAAUAAGCUCAUGGAACAUCAAUAUAAAACUGUGUAGUUGCUUGUUACUAGAAUGCAAAUAAAGUCCAAUUAUGAUACAAGUUA